UAGCGUUGAUAUUUUCAAAAACGGCGCCGUUGAAUUAAAAAAAUCGCGGCGAAGUUGUUUUCCACUCACAAAUGAUGAAUUAAUUAGUGCUUAUAUUCACUUUCCAACACUACUAGACGCCAUAUUGACAGCGAAAAUGCAAACGGAGAGAACAUGAAUGAGCACACAAAUGCCACAAUAAAGAGAAAAUGCAAAAUUAAAUUAGUGCGCUUAGACAUUCCUUUUGAUUUAUUUAAAUUUUUCCAUUAUAAUUCAUAUUAUUUAAAUAUAAAUUAUGUUUAUUCGUGUUAAGAAAUGAAGUUACUUCGUGUUAAAUAUAAAGUGCAAGUGCAAAGUGUUGAAAAAAGUGGUAAAUUUGAUGUAUGAAAGUAAACGUAAGCCAUAAAAUAUUUCGAAGGGAGGAAGCCAAGCACCAACGGCCAGUUACAACGGGUGUGGAGCUUAGCUGAGCAACAACAAAGAGAAUAACUGCUUUUUUAGUUAUAAGCGGGCUGUGUGCACAUUGGGCGGAGCACAUAGUGGCAGUUCAUACAGCGCAAGUACACAUAUUGCGACAAAAUGUUCUCAAAGAAGAAGAAGAAACCGCUGAUUUCUAUGCCAAGUAAUUUUGAGCAUCGCGUGCAUACGGGAUUUGACAAACGUGAGGGACGUUAUGUUGGCUUACCGUUGCAAUGGGCUUCCAUUGUUGGCAACAAUCAAAUACUAAAGUCAACAAAUAGGCCACUACCUUUAGUGGAUCCCUCUGAAAUAACACCGACGGAAAUUCUUGAUCUUAAGACAAUUGUGCGACCUCAUCACAAUAACAACAAAGCGGAUACGACCUCAUUAAAUAGCAGCAUUACACCGAAUGCUAGUGGAGCGUUAGGAAAUCACCAAACCGCGCAUGCGCACUACUUCACCGAGCAUAACAAUGCGGCAAAUGCUGCAGGUUCGGCAACAGGUGGCAUUAGCCACAACACAGGUGGUAUUGUACUACCGAAAACGUCUCAUGUAGCCCGCUCUAAUUCUUUGCGCAGCUCCAGCCCGCCCCGUGUACGACGGGAUUUGCGUGGCAACGCCAAUGUACCGCCAGCAGUGCCUGAAGAAAGUGCAUCAACUACAGCGCCCACGCCCGUGCCUGGCCAAACAAUCGGUUACGGUGGUUACAAACCACCAAUCAAUGGUCCUGCGACAAAUGUAUCAACAGGUGGCACGGCUGGCUAUGGUAUGUACACGCAACAUAAUACACAGAAUGGGGGCGGUCAUGGACCACUAGCAGUACGCACCGAUUUUAUAGCGAGUCAACAACAACAGCAUCCUACACAGCCACAAUCAGCACUCGGCAACACGACAGCGAUGACUGCCUUACAUUACCGCACGGCGCCACCGCCUCACCAACUUGCGGGAGGUGGGCAGCCACCACAGACUUCUCCAGUAGGUUCAGUAGCUAGCGGGACACGUUCGACGCACUCACAUGCCUCAUCGGCGCACACACAUCCACAUAACAAUAACAAUGGUGGCAGUGGCUUUGCGCCAUAUCAACCUGGCGCCAUACAAUCCGCACAACAUGCUGCGAAACAUUUAGGAGGCGGUGGAGACCAAAAUCAAAAUCCACACCAUACACAUCCGCACUUGCAUGCGAAGUCAGCGUCGCGCGCAUCUAGUUCAAGUGGUGGUGCGAGCGGCGUAGGUAGUGCAGUCGGCGGGGCCAGUGGCCUAGGCGUUGCGCCGCCCCCUAAACAGGAACAGAGGUUGACACAUGAACAGUUCCGUGCCGCUUUGCAAAUGGUUGUAUCGGCUGGCGAUCCUCGUGAAAACCUAGACAACUUCAUGAAAAUAGGUGAAGGCUCUACAGGCACAGUGUGCAUAGCUACUGACAAGUCAACAGGUCGUCAAGUGGCUGUUAAAAAAAUGGAUCUGCGCAAACAACAACGACGUGAAUUGCUUUUCAACGAAGUGGUCAUUAUGCGCGACUACCACCACCCGAACAUUGUGGAGACCUACUCAAGUUUCUUAGUAAACGAUGAGCUCUGGGUCGUCAUGGAGUAUUUGGAGGGCGGUGCGCUCACCGACAUUGUCACACAUUCACGCAUGGACGAAGAGCAAAUCGCUACAGUGUGCAAGCAAUGCUUAAAAGCAUUGGCCUAUUUGCAUUCACAGGGCGUUAUUCAUCGCGACAUCAAAUCCGAUUCCAUCCUACUGGCUGCCGACGGUCGAGUCAAACUCUCAGAUUUUGGCUUCUGUGCGCAAGUCUCGCAGGAGCUACCGAAACGUAAAUCACUCGUUGGCACACCAUAUUGGAUGUCACCCGAGGUAAUAUCGCGUUUGCCAUACGGUCCCGAAGUCGAUAUCUGGUCACUCGGCAUUAUGGUCAUCGAGAUGGUGGACGGCGAACCGCCCUUCUUCAACGAACCGCCGCUACAGGCGAUGCGACGCAUACGCGAUAUGCAACCACCGAAUUUGAAGAAUGCUCACAAAGUCUCACCACGACUCCAAUCGUUCUUGGAUCGCAUGCUGGUACGUGAUCCGGCACAGCGUGCCACUGCCGCGGAACUGUUGGCGCACCCAUUUUUGCGACAAGCGGGGCCACCAUCGCUCUUGGUGCCCUUAAUGCGCAACACGCGGCAGCAUUGAGGGAACGCAGUCGGUCGCCUACAAAUGCAAAUCGAAUAUACAUAUAUGCAAGUAAAACUUAAUUUAGUUAGCGCUACAUCAUUAUCAUUAACUACACAAAGUAAACACAAACCCACACACACACAAACACACAUGCAUAGCCAUAAAUUUAUACAUACAUUGAUUCAUGUACACGCGCUAACAUUUCGGCAACUACUUAAUACGCGAACGAAUUUAAGUAUUACUCAAACAGCAUUUGAAAGUUAUUUAAUUACUUUACUGUAUGUACCGUGAGAAGCGUAUAUUUAACUCCUAACCAUUGUUUAUGCUUUUAAGUUUUGUUUUGAAGUGGUUUAGUUUGUAAAUCCAAAUGUUUUUUUUUUGUUAAACAUUAUUGGCUUAACUACUUUUCUGCCACACAUAGACACAUACACACACGCACAGACUUUUUUUUUACAUUUAUACAUGCGCACUAGCAUUUUUGUUGUGUCCUUAAUACAGUCAAUUGUUUGUUAAUAUGUCCUAAAACAAAAACAAAAAAAUAUUGCUAAUCCAUCAAAGAUACAGUUUUAUUGUAUCCACUAAUUACAUAAGUCCUUAAAACGUACACAAAUGGCAGCUAAAAAUACACGAAUCGAAUAUUUUAUAUUGCUUUCAUAUAAAAAAUUAUGUAAUUUAAAAAAUAUAUGUUUAUGUACCAAUGUACAUAUUGGAAUUAAAAAUUGCAGUGAAAGAAGUUAACAAAUUGAGACAAAAAACAAAAAAAUAUAAAAGAGCACUUCCAAAAUUUAUAGUAAACAAAAAAAUUUAAUUAAAUAACAAAAAUUUUACUUAACUGCGACGAAUAACAAACAAAUGUAAAAUGUAAAUAACUUAAAAAGGAAACGAUAAAAAACACUUUCGAAAAUAAUGCGAUAAUAAGAGAAGAAUAUAAUUAAAAUUACAAUAUAUUUACAAUAAGAAUGAGUAAAGAUCUUUAAACUUCCAAAAUAGGCAAAACUCGAAAUUUUCAAAUACUUAAUUUUUGCUAAAAUGAAAAAUAUUUUUGUUUUUCAAAUUAUUAAUUUUUGCUUUAAAAAAAUGUAUCGUAACUAAAGUGAAAAUGCUUUAAAACCUGAUAAUUGCGCUUUUUUCAAAUUCUUUUUUGCUUGAAAAAAUUUUGUUGUAACUAAAGUGAAAAUGCUUAAAAACCUGUUAAUGUGUGCUUCCCCAAAAUCAAGUAUUUUUUAACAUUUAAAAUACUUUUUUAUUAGCUUUUACAAGUAUUGCAAACAAAAGCAAUAUAAUGUUAAAAAUAAUCUAUACGUGAACAGAUCAUUUUAAAUAACAACAGUGUUACAAAUUAUUUUGGAAACGUAAAUUUUCAAUAUUGUUUUGAUAAUCAACUUAAGUUUUGAUGUACAACAUGAAAAAGGAAUAACAAUUUAUUUUUUAUUUUUUGUAAAAAUUAUGUAUUUUUCAAAACCCAGUUGUUUUCGAACAUAGAGUUUGAAUAAUUCGAAUUUGAGAAUCACUAAAAAAAAAAAACAGUUUUAUUCUGCUGCUUAUUUUGUUUAUUAAUUUUUUUGUGUCGCUAAAAAUUCAUCGAAUAUAAUUUAUUUUAAUUUUAAUGCUAUUACAAAACUGCAAGCCUUAGACAACCGUGACCUUAUAAACGAAGAGAACAGAUAAACAAAAUUAUUCAUUGCAUACUAAUAUCAUGAUAUCAUGUAUUAAAAAAAAAAAACAAAAAUCAUGCACCAAAAAAAUUGAAGCCCAACAUUCCUAAUAUCGAUACAUUUUUGACAAGAAACAAAAAGAAAACCCUAUAACAUUCCUUUUCGAAAAAAAUUGCAUCCGCGCUUCGUUUUUAUUCUACAUUUUUUAUUGUAAUUUGUUGUGAAAUCAUUAUAUGAAUGUGCGGCAUUCAAAAUUUGUGUAUUCUAUAAGAAUGCACACACGCGUUUAAAUGUCGAAGUACAUUUUGUAUAUCAAUUAUUGCUUAUAUAUAUAAUAUAUAUUUAACAAUAUACAUACAUAACUAAUAUAAUAUAAUAAUAUAAAUAUAAAUACAUAGGCAUACAAGCAAGUAUGCAUAUAAUAUCUACAUACAAACAUCGAAUAAAUAUGACGUAGGUUUUAGUUUCUGUUAGCGAAAAAAUGCGUAAAAUGUUGUGCUUUUUUAUUUUUAUUGUAAAGCAACAUAAAAUGCAUAAGCUAAUGAUUUAACAGAAAUAAUUUUUGAAAUAAUGCAUAUUAGUGGGUCAAUGUGUGCACGUCUUCUAUUUUCGAAAAUUCGAACUUACAAAAAGUUCCACAAAAAUUAUAUUAAUACACUCGACAAUUUAAAAAAACUAAUUAGAUAAAAAUGUACAUAGACUCAUUUGGCCUGAGUUUUAAUUAUUGGAGCAUUGAAUGCUAUCUAUGUAUAAUUAAUUAAAAUUUCAUUUUCAUAAAGUAACAAAUGUUAUUAAUACUGCCUGCACAUUUGAAAGUAAAUUUUAACUCAUAAACACCUUGAACCAAAGGUCACUUUGACAUGUUCGAAAAUUUCAAAUUUUAACUGAAAGUAUAUCACUAACCGCCAUUUUGAUAUAUUCGAAAAUUAAUAAGUUAAUUAAAUUAAUUGAAAGAAACAAACGUAAAAUCAGCACAAUUUAUGUACAUGACGAAAAUUUUGAAAAAUAUGAAUAUGCAAGCUCAAUUGUAAAAAUUAUUAGUUGCCAGCUCUGCUUCAAUGUUAAAAUUUAUUCUUGUACAUUUUAAAAUUCGAAAAUUUGCAUGUAAUAACUUUUCAAAAGCUUCUUUUUUGAAAAUAGUAACAAACAGUAUGUUCGAAAUUGCAUAAUAUACUCUAGCUUUAAGUUAUUUUUUUAACCAAUGGUUGAAAGUUCCCUCCGGAUUGAUGCCAUAAACGUAUAUAUGUACCUCCCAGCCCUCAGCGAGCAAAUUGCGUUUUCUGCACACACUACAUGGUUCAGCAAAAGGAUUCUCUACUCUCUCUGCUGCAGUAUGUAAGGAUACAGAGAUCGCGUUUGCAACAUUUAGACGACGCGCUGCUCCUUAGAUCGUAAAUUCAACUCAGUCGCAGACAACAUCCACAACACCACAUCUUCAACUUGAUAUACUGGCAACAUAUAAAAGCGCCGGUCGAUCUGUGCUAAACUACGCUGCUCCAACUUGUACCAUGGAAGCUAGUAAAAUGCCGUGGUGAAACCUACAGAACUAAUUCAAGACACUACUCCUCUCACCACCACUGAAUGACGUUCAACUUAUGUCAUCUGAACACAUCCCGGGUGAUCUGGGGUGCUUCCAUCCAGGCAUCUUCUACUAGGCGGUUAUCUCACCUACUGUCCAAUCAAUCACAAAGUAUAAUAGAGACAUUUUCUUCGCCUGAAAGGAAAAAUACAGUACUCUUGGAGGCUUUACGCGUCGUCUUAGGAGUUCUCCACAUUGGCUAGCUGACAAGAUAUAGAGCUACGGCCGGUCUAUAAUAAAUUAUGAAGCUCAUUUUUGAUUCGCUGGAACGAAAGAAACGCCAUGUUGAAACCUCCAUGCCUGAAACAAAAUGUUGAGCUCCGAUAUCCACUGAAUAAAUGCAUUCUUAUGUCAUGAACGCUUAUUUCUAUCGACAUAUAUUACCUACCAUGGUAGUUUUAACGAUAUAAGAAGAUAUUCAGUGGUAUGGAAAGCGGUGUUUUGUUAGGUGUUUCCGUGACGGCCAACUAGCUCCCGCGACGCUUUAUGAAGUGGUUUAAUUCAUUAUAGACAGACCAAAUGCCUGUUUAUAUUGCCAGUAAAUGAAUGAGGCGGACGCACACCGAAAAGCGCUGUCGGUUUUUGUGCACUACUAAGUCUACCUCUCAAUGAAUGACGUAGAGCUUCUACAAAAAAAAAAAAUGCAAGAGAUAAUGUGCUUUUCAAAUAAUGCUGUAUUUCUGUUUUCAGUUCUCUAAGAAAUAUGUCUCUAUUCUACUCAAGCUUCUUUGUUUUUGUAACUCAGAAGGAAAUACCUGGAUAGAAGUAUAAGUUCCGAUGAUAAAGGAGUGGGCCAGCAAAGAAAGCUACGCGUUGAGAGGUGUAGCGAUUUCCCCACGGUAUAUUACUAGAUCCCCUUAUCCAAUUUGAACAGCACCAGUUACUACAGACCCACCGAAGCUUUUAUAUGUUGCCAACAAACAAAGGGGGGUGGUCGAUGUGUCGCUCUCGAAACAAUGCUUUGUAACACGUAAGCUGCUCCCUCCCCUUUCACUUGGGUCAUUUUGGGAAAGCGUCGCCCUCAUUGACUGGCUUGCAACAUAUACAGACAUCGAUCGAGUUGCAGUAAUCAAAGCUGCGUCCGUUCGUACUUCGGGAACCAUUAAAACGACAUCGUAAAUCCUCUAGAGGUUACCCAAAACCACGCCCCUCUCACCACCACUAAACGAAUACCUUCUUAUGACGUUCCAGCUUCUUUUACACACCACAAAGCAAAAUAGGGAACAUUUUCUAUAAUUGAUAAGAAAGAUUAAGCUCCAUUUGAAGAACGCGUUGACAUGCGAGGCUUAUCUGAAGGCGGUGGAACCUUUGAACAUGACUCAGUUUCCAGCUCAGGUGCCAAUCUACGUAUCGCGAGGUAUUCCCUUCAUUGGCUUGUUGACGGCAUAUAGAGCCGUAAACAUACAGUGGUACGGAAAGCGGCAUUUAUUGGAGGUUUAUCCAAGACGUUCCUUUGGUUUCCGCGUUGCGUUGUAGCGGUUUUGUUUAUCGGAAGCUUAUCCAAGUCAUCUGACCAUUUACUACAAUGCUUCAGUUGCAAAUAACCCUCACUCGGUAAUGCGUUCUUCAAAUGAAGCUGUUCCCCUCUCUUCAGUGUCGUGACAAAAGGAGGUUAGUGGCGGUGAGAACAGCUGUGCUUUUGCCAAUCUAGGGGUUUCUUCUCGACAUUUUACAGGUGUUCCCGGCUUCCAAAGUCCAAACGCUGAAGGCAUAGGUUAUUGCAAACCGAUCGAUGCCUUUAUAGGAGGCUAGCAAAGUAAUGGGCAUGGGCGCUCUCCCAAAAUGAUAAAAACUAGGCGCGUUCCAACGAUGAGCUUCUUGGGGAGAGAAAAUAUGUACGUUUGUGGCAUCGACCCUGGUGAGAGCGCAUCUGCAGGCAGGCUAAACUAUUUGACUUGAUUUAAAAUUUUACAUAGUUACAAUGAAAGGUUAACAUAAAGACAAAAAGGUUUGAAUUGAUCGUGCACUUACUAGUUCUACAGUUAGUAUAGUCAAAAUACUGAUAAUUCUGCUUAAAAGAUACGUAACCAAUAUACUACUAAAAAUAUAGGUUAUAAAUAAUUACCCAUAAAAAAAUAAUAUGAAAUGCUCGAGUGUCCGAGAAUUACAUACAUAAACCAA
This is a messenger RNA of Bactrocera neohumeralis, 7950 nucleotides long. RefSeq names its product serine/threonine-protein kinase PAK mbt (gene mbt). Gene Ontology annotation, cellular component: cytoplasm. Bases 559 to 2613 code for a protein of 684 amino acids. Gene Ontology annotation, biological process: intracellular signal transduction; protein phosphorylation; regulation of MAPK cascade. The record is from RefSeq and is a predicted model, not a curated record. NCBI's taxonomy places the organism in Eukaryota, Metazoa, Arthropoda, Insecta, Diptera, Tephritidae. Gene Ontology annotation, molecular function: ATP binding; protein serine/threonine kinase activity. The transcript has 6 exons.